Nicrophorus vespilloides is the source of this 2496-nucleotide messenger RNA. RefSeq names its product integrin alpha-6-like. Gene Ontology annotation, cellular component: integrin complex; external side of plasma membrane. Gene Ontology annotation, molecular function: integrin binding. Bases 17 to 2485 code for a protein of 822 amino acids. Lineage: Eukaryota; Metazoa; Arthropoda; Insecta; Coleoptera; Silphidae. The record is from RefSeq and is a predicted model, not a curated record. Gene Ontology annotation, biological process: cell-matrix adhesion; cell adhesion mediated by integrin; cell-cell adhesion. The transcript has 12 exons.
GGGAAAAUCCGGAUUGAUGUUAGGUGCUUCAGGUGUCUUAAACUGGGCUGGAACGUCAAUGAUAUACGAAAAAAACGGCGACAAGUAUGGAAGGAUCCGAAUAGUCGACCCGUACCAAUUGGACGAUUUCACUCAGAACGCUUUAUAUGGUUACAGCGUCACUUCAGGAAAUUAUUUCGACAAGACGAAAGUGCUUUACACGAUGUCUUCAACAACAGCAAACAAAUAUUUCGGAGGCGUGAUGAUAUUUGAUUUUCCAAUCAUUGGUUCGUUGGUGUCCGCUGAUGUUAAAUAUGCUAAGCGAGGAAGUCAGAUGGGGGAAUGUUUUGGUGCAUCUUUAUCUUCCGGGGAUUUGAAUGGCGAUGGCUACAGUGACUUGAUCAUAGGAGCGCCUCACUACAAGCGAUCGUUAUACAGUGAGGGCAAAGUUUACGUUCUUUAUGGUAACAAAAUGGGACCUUUCCAAAAUACUGAGACCGUUUUAUAUGGAAAAUCAGCUGGAAGUCUGUUCGGUCUGGCCGUUGCUUAUUUAUCCGAUUUUGAUCGUGACGGAUUCGGGGAUUUGGUCGUUGGUGCACCGUACGAGGAUGGAGCUGGUUCUAUUUACAUAUAUAAGGGAAGUUCGAACGGAAUUGUAACGGAACCAUCACAAAUAAUAACAGGAAAGAAAUGGUCUUUGAGAGGUUUCGGAAUAAGUUUCUCCAAAUUGACCGACAUCGACGGAAACUCUUAUGGAGAUUUGGCGGUUGGUUCCUUCAUUUCCGGAAACGCGUUGAUUUUGAGGGCACGUCCGGUGGUGCAUCUUCGCCAAUUGGUAACGGUUUUCGGCAACAAGUUUCAACUUUCAACUACAGAUCUUCAGCUCUGCCUGUGGUACGAAGGCACCAUACCGGAUUCGAUAAACGUCAGCAGAACGUUUAUAAUCGAUGAAAAUGAAAAGAGAGUCCGCAUUCCUGGACCUGAAGUGGUUAAGACUGUGACGCUGCUCAGAGGAGAGCGAUCCUGCACAAAUUACACGGCAAUUGGCAACGUGAAAACUGUUACUAAUCCUGUGGUAAUUCGCGUCAAGCAGGAACUGGUGGAGAUGGCCCCCGCAGAACCUUACAUCGUUGGAACAACAAAGUCUGAUUCGUUCUGCAGAACGUGCCCGAUUGCUACGAAACAUGUCAGCUACGAGUUGAUUGCACCAUUCACAUUGGAGUGCGAAAACGAUGAUCGUUGCAUUUCCAAUUUGCAGUUCGACGUCUUCUUCAAAGGAUUAAGUGAAAAUUACGUGAUCGGUUCACAAAAGUACGUGGAGUUGGUGGUGCGCGUGAAAAAUCUGGGCGAAAAGGCUUACAUCACAGGAUUGACCAUAGAUUUACCCUCGUACUUGCCGUUGAAGUAUACUCCAACUAUAUGCAACGAGCAGAACUCCUCGGUUUAUUGCUCGAUCGGAAAUCCGGCGCUGAAUGAAGUCAAAGAAUUUUCGCUCGAACUUAACACGGAAGACAUCAAUAACGAUUAUAAUUCGAUUCCCAACGAGAUUCAAGUCAAUGUUUCCGUGAGUACAAGCAGCGAAAAUUUGAAUCCCGUAAAAUGGAAAGUGUCUAAAUUGAAAAUGAUCCGCGAAGCAGACGUGUAUUUGGAAGGAAAGUCCGAUCAGCAAUCGUAUUCUUAUGGAAACGUCAGUGUGGGAAAGUCCAUUUUCUCGCAAACAUAUAAGAUUCGCAAAGACGGUAGGACUUUGGUGGAUAAAGUGACGUUCGACGUUUUCAUACCGGUGUCGUUGAAGUCGGAGGAAAGUGAGCACCAAAAAAAUGACAGCACGUUCUUGAAGAUGCAUUCUGCUGUUGUGGUGAUGUCGAGGCAAUCGUUUAUGUGCAAGAACUUGACGGAAGUGGAGUUCGUGGCGAGUGCAGACGAUGUGGAGAACUUGGAUGAUAGCGACCAAUUUGUUGAUACCGUUCAAGCUGUGUCUACCCCAAUGCUGCUCAGAAGGAAGCGACAGGCGACUGAGGUCGUACAGGAAAUGGAUGGAAAGGAUGAUUCGAAAGAAUACGCAAUAAGUUGCACGAAAUACAACUGCGCGCGUUUCCAAUGCAUUGCUGGACCAUUCAAAAGCAGUCAAAGCGUUGCUCUGAUCAAAGUCAAAGGUUUAUUUAACAUAAAUCCGUUUGUUGAUUCUUCAUUCUCAGAAAAGGAUAAAUUCAUAUUGAUGACCGAUGCCUCUGUGAAAAUAGACUUUGAACAAAUCGGCGAUAAAGAUGAUAGCGUAAAUAUUAAAACGCUUUUCUACGGCGAAGCAUCGGUUCAUCGCGUUGCCUUGUGGGUUUACAUAUUGUCCAUUGCUCUUGGUCUUCUGCUGCUGCUUUUAAUCAUUUUCGGUCUGACGAAGUGCGGGUUCUUCAAUCGCAAAAAGAAAAUGGAGCUCGAGGAACUGAAGAAAGCCGAGGUAUGUUAUAAUUUUGAGAUUCCAUGUAGAAUCUUAAUCAUCAUAAUCUAAACUUUAACAUG